UGCCCUCAGGCUGCUGAUUGGACGGAGGACGAGCUCAGCCUGCUCAGCAGGUUGAUGGUUAAAUUCCCAGGAGGAACUCCGGGCCGCUGGGAGAAGAUCGCUCACGAACUGGGCCGAUCAGUGACGGACGUGACGACUAAAGUUAAACAGGUCAAAGACAACGUUAGCCACUCCUCAGGUCUGGUGAAGCUGUCUGAUUUGAAGGGCCCGCCCCUUCCUGUGAGGUCACUUCCUGUUGCUGACAGGGCGAUGACUCAGCGAGCCUGUGAGGAGGAGCCGGAGGAGGAGGGAGCUGCUCCGGCAGUCAGGAGGCGGAACAGGAAGUCGGCAGAGGAGGGAGAGGUGAAGGUCAGAGGUCGUCGGCAGAGAGAUUUCGACCCCACGGCGGAGGAGGAGGAGGAGGCGGAGCCUCCGGGGAGAGCGGAGCCCGCCAUCUGGACUCAGAACCAACAGAAGCUGCUGGAACUCGCUCUGCAACAGUUUCCCCGAGGAACCACAGAGCGCUGGGACAGAAUCGCCAAGAUUGUCCCCGGGAAGACCAAGGAGGACUGUAUGAUCCGAUAUAAGAUGCUGGCGGAGCUCGUUCAGAAGAAGAAACAGUCCAAGAGCUGAUCCCCGACACUGUUCCCUCCUGCUGUGACCUCUGACCUCUUGGUGGAUCAUGUGACAGGUGAGCUGGCUCCUGAUUGGACUGAAUGUUUUUUUUUUUAAUAUGCGUGCCAGGCGGCGUCUCACCUGCUCAGGUGUGUUUUUCUACCUGAGGUGUCAAAGUUUGAACCGCCGUGACCUCUGACCUCACAGCUUCACGUGCCUUAGCUCUGUUCAGCAUGCUGUCAAUCAACCUCUGUUCAACUGAUCAAUAAAAACUAUUUAUUACCUCUU
Molecule: messenger RNA, 882 nt
Organism: Plectropomus leopardus (leopard coralgrouper)
Lineage: Eukaryota; Metazoa; Chordata; Actinopteri; Perciformes; Serranidae
Source: RefSeq, a predicted model, not a curated record